UAAGAGCAAUUCAACUCAAACCAAACUGUUCAUACUUGAUUUGCAAGUAUAGCGAAACAUGAAGUAUAUUACGGGAAAUGAAGAUACCGAGUAGUUACAAAAAAGAAAGGUUUGGUCAAACAGAAACAUCAACCAAGUAUUGAUUCGAGGAAGCUUCCCAUAGCUCCACAAGCACAAGAACAAGCUCAUCCCUCAUCUUGGAUUAGGUAUGGCGGAGGUUGCGGUUACAAUUGUGGUUGAAAAGCUAGCAGAACUACUGGUCCAGCAAGCAGCGGAGGCAGUUUCAGAGGUGGAAUGCCCAGAGGGGGUGAGGGAGCAAGUAGGGAAGCUCAAGAACGAACUGGCAUGGAUGCAGGGCUUCCUCAAGGACGCAGACGCUAAGCAAAGCAACGAGCGUGUUCGCAUCUGGGUCUCUGAAAUCAGGGACUUGGCCUUCGAAGCCGAGGAGCUCAUUGACACCUACAUGUACAAGGCAACCAUGCACACCCGCCAUCUGGACAAGCUUCUAAGACCCCUCCACAUGUACAAGCUUGCAAGGAGAAUUGACAGGAUCAUGUCCAAGAUCAAGGAGGUCUCCGCCAGGCCCGAAGCUUAUGGCGUCCGAGGCGAAUCGCGCGAGGAUAUUAACCUCACUAGUAUUGAGAGUUUGAGGCACUGGAGGCAGCCAUCGCCUUAUUCGGAAGAAGAGUAUGUUAUUGAACUUGAAGAUGACAUUGAGCUGCUGCUGUCUCAGCUUCUUACCGUGGAGCCAAGGAACCAUGUAGUUUCCAUAGUUGGCAUGGGGGGUUUGGGAAAAACCACCUUAGCCAAGAAGCUUUACAAUCACAGAAGCGUGGUGAACCACUUUGAGUGCAAAGCAUGGGUGUAUGUGUCGAAGGAGUACAGAAGAAGGGAUGUUCUGCAAGCGAUUCUGAGGGAUGUGGAUGCUUCAAGCAGAGAUGAGGCUGACAGGUUGGAGAGGUUGCCGGAGGAAGAAUUGGUGAACAAGCUUCACAGUGUGUUGGAUGAGAAGAGGUACAUGGUGGUUCUUGAUGACAUUUGGGGAAUGGAGGUUUGGGACGGCUUGAAGUCUGCAUUUCCAAGGAGGAAGAUGGGGAGUAAGAUAUUGCUGACAACUCGGAAAUGGGAAGUUGCUUUGCAUGCCGAUGCGAGUAGCAGUCCUCAUCAUCUGAGGACACUGACAGAAGAUGAGAGCUACAGUUUGCUAUGCAACAAGGUGUUCAUCCCUCCGGAGUUGGAGAGCCUUGCAAGGGAGAUUGUGGUGAAGUGUGAGGGUCUGCCCUUGGCUCUGGUUGUGAUUGGAGGAUUGCUGUCAAGGAAGCACAAGUCAAGUGUGGAGUGGGAUCAAGUGCUGAGGAAUAUCAGCUGGCACUUGCUGCAAGAGCAGGAGAGGAUAGCAAGGAUUCUGGAACUCAGCUACAAUGAUUUACCCUCCCAUUUGAAGUCCUGCUUUCUCUAUUUAGGCCUUUUCCCGGAGGGUCUCAACAUUCAGACAAAGAAACUUCUCAGAUUGUGGGUUGCCGAAGGCUUUUUACCGCAGGAAGGCCAAGAGACGCCGGAAGGUGUUGCUCACAGAUACUUGAAUGAGUUGAUCGGAAGGUGCAUGAUUCAAGUGGGAGCAGUGAGCUCCUUAGGCAGAGUUAAAACAAUUCGCAUCCAUGAUCUUCUCAGAGACCUUUCACUCUCCAAAGGAAAAGAGGAAUAUUUUCUCAAAAUAUUUCAUGGCAACAUGGCACCCUCAUCCACCACUUCUCAAUCUCACUCUCAGCAGCCAACCAGAUCCCGGCGCCUUUCUAUACAUUCUUGUGACGACCGGUAUGACUUCUUAAAACACGGUGCUCAUCAUUCGCGGUCCCUGCUGUUCUUCAACAGAGAGUAUAAUGAUAUAGUGGGGAGAAUCUGGUUCCACUGGAAUUUCCUCCAAGAACAGAAAUUGAAUUUCAUCUACAGGAAAUUCAAGCUACUCAGAGUGCUGGAAUUAGACGGUGUUCGGGUUGUUAGCCUGCCAAGCACAAUAGGGGACCUGGUUCAGCUAAGGUACCUAGGAUUGAGAAAGACUAAUCUAGAAGGAAAACUGCCACCUUCCCUUGGAAACUUGAAAAACCUGCAGACACUUGAUUUGAGGUAUUGCUGUUUUCUCAAGAGAAUACCAAAUAUAAUUUGGAAGAUGGUGAACUUGAGACAUUUGCUGCUCUAUACUCCAUUUGACUCUCCAGACAGUGGACAUUUAAGAUUGGAUACAUUAACAAAUCUGCAAAGCCUACCCUAUAUUGAUGCUGGUAAGUGGAUAGAAGAUGGCGCUUUAGCCAAAAUGAGCAAUCUCAGGCAGCUGGGGAUAUAUGAAUUAUCAGGAAAAAUGGUGAAUUCUGUACUUUCCACCGUGCAAGGUUUUCGCAACCUUCAUUCGCUAACUCUUUCACUUCAAUCCGAAGAGGAUGAAUUUCCAAUGUUUAGGCAGCUGUCUCAGUGCAUUCAUCUUGAGAAGCUCUCUUUGAUUGGAAAGAUCAGGAAGCUACCCGAUCCACAUGAAUUCCCUCCAAAUCUUUUGAAACUAACUCUGCAUAACUCCCACCUGCAGAAGGAGUCAAUUGCCAAACUGGAGCGGUUGCCUAAACUCAAGAUGCUCAUAUUGGGCAAAGGUGCAUACAAUGUGCAGGAACUGAGCUUCAAUGCUGAGGGGUUUUCGCAAUUGAAUAUUUUGCGGCUUAUUCAGUUGAAAGAAUUGGAAGAAUGGACUGUUGAGGAAAGAGCACUUCCUAGGCUCGAGCACAUGCUUAUUGAU
Arachis duranensis is the source of this 2782-nucleotide messenger RNA. Its product is annotated as disease susceptibility protein LOV1. The annotation marks the transcript as partial. The transcript has a single exon. Gene Ontology annotation, molecular function: ADP binding. Gene Ontology annotation, biological process: defense response to other organism. The record is from RefSeq and is a predicted model, not a curated record. Lineage: Eukaryota; Viridiplantae; Streptophyta; Magnoliopsida; Fabales; Fabaceae.